CUUCCGCUCACCACAGACAGGAGGGUGGGGACAAACAGCUGGUAAGCGAUGCCGUGAUCCUACCGCCGAUCGGCUGUUUUUCCGCACCGAUGAACGCCUUUCCCGGAGCCACUGCAGGAAAUGACCGAGAGGCCUUACAGAUAGUUUGUGCUUUUGUUACUUCAGUCUGCGUUUGCUGAGAGAGUCCUAUCUGGAAGCACAUUUGUUUCCAUUGUGAGUAUUAACUACCUCAGAUACUGCAAAUAGAUCAAGAAAGAGAGAGAGCCCGGCCAUCUCUCUCCGUCUCUCAGCUGCUCCAGAACCCUCUGACCGACCGGAUCCGUCAGAGCCAAGCACAAACGGAACGUGCCAAGGAACACUUUCCUCCUUUCGGAAAAUUUUGAUGACAGAUUUUUUUUUAGAGUUUUCUAUUUUUAUUAGAGGUCUACAGAAAGCUGGAAUUCAGAAGGUUUUUGCUUCCAAUUGAAGGAUUGACGAUGCACUACGGCUUGAAGAGGACACGCAGGGCGGUCGUCUUUUUUCCCUUGUGAUGCACAUGUGAAGCGCUUCUUAGGGAAAACUACACACCGACAGGACCGUUUCGUUUGGAUAUUUAGUUGUUUUUGAUGUGAGCUGCAUCCCGGGUUGCAGCUGGCCUGCAGAAUUCUUCAGAUCUCUCCCGGCAUCUCCAGACGUUGCCGUGUCUCUGAUGGAAACUUUAAGCUGUCCGUUUACCCAGCAGGCCCAGGUUAGGUGGCAUUGAGAACCCGCGCGCAGGUAAAGCAGGACUUGGAGGACACGUACACCCGGGCCAGGUCCAACACUUAUGUAUUGUUGCAGCGCACAAGAAAGUAAAAUGGACUACAAGCUGCGCUUUUUGAUUGGCGGGUCCAAGCACAAAGUGCAGCAACACCAGCAGUACCCGUUGCCCGAGCUCAGCCGGACCCUCAGCGCCCCCUUGGGGUCUUCCUGCUCCACCCCGUCUCCCAUGGCGAACAUAGGCUCCGCCCCUUCCGCCCCAGCCCUGGGCACUACCACGGCGAUUGCGGACAUCCAGCAGGGUAUCUCCAAAUACCUGGACGCGCUGAACGCCUUCUGCCGCGCCAGCGCGUUCCUGACGGAGCUCUUUGGCAGUGUGUUCCGGGACUCCCGAUAUUCCAAAGCAGCUAUGCAACUGAAAGACGUGCAGGAACAUGUCAUGGAAAUGACCGGCAGACUCACCACCGCAAUAAAGCCGGAGAUCGGCAAGAUGCUGAUGGAGCUCAGCGCGGGCGCGGCUAACUUUAAAGACCAAACCGACUUCAGCCUGCAGGACGUUGAGGUGUUGGGUCGCUGCUUCCUGACCGUCAUGCAGGUGCAUUUUCAGUUCCUGUCACAGGCGUUGCAAAAAGUGCAGCCGGUUGCGCAGUCGUGCCUGGCAGAAGCGCUCGCACAGGUUCAGGAGAGGCGAGGGAACGCACACACCCAGAACACAGGCCACGGGCCUCUGACGGACCUGGAGGAAGCCGUCCGCUCAUGGAAAGGAGCUUCGGAGGUGACGGCGUGUCUCAGGGAGAGAGGGAGAGACGGCUGUCUGUCUGGCAUUCAGGUCCAGCAGCUCUUCUGCUCUCAGAACACCUGUAUACCUGAACAUCAACUGAAAGAGCUCAACGCCAAGAUCGACCACGCGCUGCAGGCUUAUAAAGCAGCAUUAGACUCUUUGGGUCACAGUGAAUACGCUCUGAAGGCUGGAUUUCAACUUAAUCCUAAAGCAGUUGAAGCAGCGCUGCAGGGCUGUUGCAGCGAUGCAGAAGCGCAGCAGGCCGGACGGUUUCACACCACGUCUCAGGCCAUCCAGUGUGAGUUACCCACAAUCCUUGUCCAGAUCGGCUCUCAUCUGCUCAGAGGAGUUUCCUACAACGAAAGCGCGUCAGACAACCUGAAACUGAAAACGCAUGCCGUGCUGCAGAUGAUCAAAGACGCAGUAGAUCAGAACGGCGGGGCGGUGCGAGACGACUCCCCCGUCACAGAGGUGCUGAGUCAGGUGUGUCCCUCCAGCUGGAGAGGAGCGUGUAAGACCGCCGUUCAGCUGCUGUUCGGACAGGCCGGACUGGUGGUGGUCGACACGGCUCAGAUCGAGAAUAAGGAAGCUUACGCCCCUCAGAUCUGUCUUGAAGGAUCUAAAGUUGUGAUCCAGGUUCCCUCCACAUGGUGUCUGAAGGAAGAUCCAGCCACCAUGUCUCUCCUGCAGCGCUGUCUGGAUCCAGAGAAAACCCUCGGCCUGGUGGACGUGCUUUACACAGCCGUCUUUGACCUUCACAGCUGGAAGGAGCGCAAGGAACAAGCUCUGCCCACCAUACAGAUACAACUACAGCGCGACGUAACCGAUUACAGCAGCCCUGUAGAUCUUCCAACAGGACACAGCUCCAAGCCUUCCAGCGGCCUCCCCAAAACCAUCUCCAAACUCACCUCACGCUUCACCAAGAAAACCUCCUCCAACUCAAGCGCGGGGGGCAGUUACUCCAUCCCCAGCACCCCAUCUCGAAGUGCCCUCACCAGCAACUCGGAAGACAAACCCGGGCGUUUGCACAGCCUGUUGCAGAUGAGCAGCAUGCCUUGCACGCCCGACCCCAGCCACGCUCAGAUGGCUAACGGGGCGUCCCCGGACGAGCAGGGCAUGAACCUGCCCACCGACCAGGAGAUGCAGGACGUCAUCGACUUCCUGUCGGGCUUCAACAUGGGCAAAUCCCAGCAGGCAUCCCCGCUGGUAAAGAGAAGGAACUCCGUGGCGUCCACCAACGCAGCUGACUUGAAACCGCCCAGUGGAGCAGCUCCGCCCACCUCGCAGGCUCAAGUCGCUCAUAAUGUGUUGCAGUCGCUGGCACAAAGCCUGCAGCAGUCGACGCCACCGCAACAACAACAGCAACAACUACCGUCUACCCCCAAACAACAGCAGCUUCCACAGUCACAGCCCACAUCCCAAGCCCUGCAGUUCUACCAGCAUCUGCUGCAGCCGAUUGGUCAGCCGCAGCCUCAACCGCAGCCACAGCAGGCGGCGCCUGUCUCCCCGCAGCUUUCUUCGCAGCCUCCUCAGCCUCUCUCGCAACGAAGAGUCCCCAGCAAGUGGCCGCAAGGUCCGCUGGGCGGUCUCUCCCCGAUCGGACCCAUGUCUCAGUGGGCCGCUCCGGGCCUGCCGGACCUCAGCUCGGACCUCUACAGCCUGGGGCUGGUCAGCACGUACAUGGACAGCGUCAUGUCGGAGAUGUUGGGUCAAAAGCCACCGCAGGGCCCGCGGAACAACACCUGGCCCAACAGAGACCAAAGUGAGCAGAGUCUGUUCGGAGUGCUGGGUGACUCCAUGCCCUUUGACCCGGCAGUUGGGUCGGAUCCAGAGUUUGCGCGUUACGUUGCUGGUGUGAAUCAGGCCAUGCAGCAGAAACGUCAGGCGCAGCACGUUCGGCGCCCCAGCAACACCCGCAGCAACUGGCCACACCCUGAUGAGCAGCACCGUGGCUGGCCACACCCAGAAUACUACGAGGGGGAGGCGGUCAACAGUGGCUGGUCAGCCAAUCAGGGCGACUCUGCCAGCUCGAGUGACGAGACGUCUUCAGCCAACGGGGACAGUUUGUUCUCCAUGUUCUCUGGGCCUGACCUGGUGGCAGCUGUUAAACAAAGACGGAAACACAGUUGUGGUGAACAGGAAGUGUGCACUCUGCCCUCUCCUCCGCUCCAUCACUGCAGUGACGACAGUAACCAGGACUGCAAAACUAAAACGUGGCCUCCUAAAGCUCCCUGGCAGCACUCCUCACACACCAACACCAUGCCCAAUCCCAGCUCUUCCCUCUAUCAGAUGACCAUCCCCUCCAGCCAAUGGAGCGACUCCAUGCAAAUGCUGCAGUCUCCGGUGUGGUCGACAGCCAGCGACUGCCCUCCAUCCUCUGGGAUCUCCUCCCGCUUCCCCUUCACACAACAACAACAACAACAACAACAGCAGCAGGUCGCCCAGCAGAAGAUCCUGAACAAAGGCUUUAAAACCUUCCCGCUCAAACCUGAGCACCGACCCUCGUACCUCCACCAGUACUGAGCACCUGAUCUGAGAUCUGAGUACUGCUCACUGAACCAGGCUGCGUUCAGAGGCUCAGCUUAUCGUGGAUGAGAUUCACAGCACUCAUCCGGUGCUUCGUACAAACACCGCCGGAGUUUCUACCUUGUGCUAAAGUUUGCAGUAAAACCCACGUCCUCCCGGUCCAGACUUCACGCGUGUAGAUUAGAUUUCGUUCACCUAGUGUUUUCAUAGGGAAGUUUGCAUUUAACAUAGUGGUUAAUAACGGUUUUGUACACAGAUGCGUGUCAAUCCCCCAAACAGAAACGUAACUGCCUUUCUCACUGUCCAAAAAUGCAUGAUUUAUUUAACAGCAGUUAGUCUGACCAUUUCACUGGCAGCCGGUUCGCUCCGAGCCGCACGGCGCAACUGAAGAUGUAAAUGUGAGCCCAUGGCGGAAAGCUCGUGAUAGAUUAAAGAUGCGUCUAAAAAGCUUCAGUCUUGCCGUGGCGAUCGGGUUUGCGUUUACACGCUGGGUCUCCUGAGGCGACAUUUCGAAAUGCAUGGCCAUCGUGCUCACACACAGCGCUCUAUUGCAGCUGCAUUACGAAGAUCAAGGGGGGUCCCGGUUCAUGAACCGGACGUCCCCCAGAAACCAUACUGUGUUUAAAUAGCUGUAACUGCCAAAUCUCCCGUCACAUGACCCAGACUGCAGCUCUCAGCUACUGUUCCAUAGCUUGUUAAUGACUCUGGAAAAAAAAAAAGAAUAAAAAAGAACUAUAAAUAAUUCACUUUUUAUGAAGAGGCUUUGAGCAGGCUCGGCAGAAAUAUAAUAACCAUAGCAGAGGUGUAGUUUGAAAAAAAUACACUACUUUUUCAACAUCUGACAUUAAAAAAAUUAAGAAAAUAUAAAUAAAAAAGGAUGUUAGCAGUAAGUAAACUUGUGCCAUGUUGUUUUGAAUAGCACUUGCAGAUAUUUUCUCUAACCAAAGGAUUGUUUAGAAGGGGGAAAUGGUGCUUGAAAUAAAUAGAAAUGCCGUUUGGGAGCCGUAGUUAGAAAUAUAUAUAUAUAUAAAUAAAUAAAAAUGUAUGGAAAAUCAAAUUUCUUCAUGUGCUUUUUUUCUGAUUGGCUGACUUUCUUCACGAAGACACUAAUGCUUACAAUGAGAAAAACAUUUUAUUCCUUUAAAAUACAAUAUAUUUCUUGUACAAAUAUUGACAGUAUUAAUCUUAUUUUUGUAUUUUCUUACACAUUAUAUCAUUACUGUAUACAUUAGCGUAAUAUAGGCUUAUUAUUAGGUAUAAACAUUAUUUUCCCAAGAUGUGAAGCACAUUUUUUCUUUCCUAUAGAGUUUAACUUUGCAGAGGAUCCAAAUACGCCAUUAUAAACACUAAUAAACAAACAUUACGGUCAGAUGGGGGUGGUUUUUUGGUUUCUGUGGUUUGGGCUGCAUCUUAAAGGCCCAGAAUGUUCAUUUCUGUGAUGUUUGCUAAUACCAAUGUUGCCUGUAUUUAUGAUAUGACCAUGUUUUCUGAAAACUAACAUACUUACCAUGUUUACAGAGAAUCGUUUGCUGUAUAGAAAUAUCUCUUUUUAGAGUUCUGUGCUUUGCACAAUCAAAAUGUAGAUUUGUUGCUUUUUGUCUGUGUUUUUCUCCCAAACGUUGCGAUUUUUUUUUUUUUUAAAUAAGACAACAUCAUUGAUGACCUUGGACUGUAACGCUCAACAUUUCUAAGCUGUGUCAAAUGGUUUACUAGUGGCUUCAAAACAUUAAAAAUUUAAAAAGAGAGAUAUUGAUGUUGACCGGGCAGAACACACGAGGGGGGGCUGCUUGGCUUCUGUUGCUUAUUGUCCACUACAGCUGGCAACCGAUUAUUUCCAAGUGUACCAGCAGUGCAAAAAAUAAAUAUAUAACAUAAAACAA
This is a messenger RNA of Triplophysa dalaica, 5925 nucleotides long. RefSeq names its product granule associated Rac and RHOG effector protein 1-like. The transcript has 14 exons. The coding region runs from base 806 to 4042 and encodes 1078 amino acids. NCBI's taxonomy places the organism in Eukaryota, Metazoa, Chordata, Actinopteri, Cypriniformes, Nemacheilidae. The record is from RefSeq and is a predicted model, not a curated record. Gene Ontology annotation, molecular function: CCR4-NOT complex binding. Gene Ontology annotation, biological process: Rac protein signal transduction.